Pyrus x bretschneideri (Chinese white pear) is the source of this 541-nucleotide messenger RNA. Its product is annotated as non-specific lipid transfer protein GPI-anchored 5. NCBI's taxonomy places the organism in Eukaryota, Viridiplantae, Streptophyta, Magnoliopsida, Rosales, Rosaceae. Gene Ontology annotation, molecular function: fatty acid binding. The transcript is spliced from 2 exons. Bases 26 to 382 code for a protein of 118 amino acids. The record is from RefSeq and is a predicted model, not a curated record. Gene Ontology annotation, biological process: systemic acquired resistance.
GUGUUUUCUGCACUAAAUUGAAGAAAUGGAAGCUCCAAUGAAGUACAUUUGCCUCAUAGCGUUUCUUGCAAUUGUCGGCAUAAGUCAGUUGAAUGGGGCAUAUGGGGCUGGUGAGUGUGGAAAAUCUAGUCCUGACAGCGAAGCUUUGAAGCUGGCUCCCUGUGCAUCAGCAGCACAGGAUGCACAGGCUCCAGUUUCCGCUAGUUGCUGUAGCCAGGUAAAAAGGAUAGGUCAGAACCCUAGCUGCCUCUGUGCCGUGAUGCUUUCAAAUACUGCUAAGAUGUCGGGAGUGAAACCAGAAAUUGCUGUUACCAUUCCAAAACGUUGUAACAUUGCUGAUCGUCCCGUGGGUUUCAAGUGUGGAGCUUAUACAUUGCCCUGAAGACGCUGAAGUCGCUGAUGGUGCCUGGUGACUGGGAACGAGUACUGGGGAUUGUAUCUCAUUAUCUUUGUAACUAGGUUUCAUCUAGCGUUUCACUGUGACAUGUUGAUCCAGAUACCCUGAAUAAUAAAUAAAUUGUUGGUGUUUUAACCGUCUUUA